CACAACAAAUGCAGUUCCUCUGAAAAUAACAUUGGCUCUGAGUUAUGAACCAUUUAUGGCAGAUACAGUUGAUAUAAAGUAUGCUGUGUUCCAGAACUCUGUUAUUUCAACUCUUAAUGGAAUAUUGAACCUUCUAGUGGUAGACAGAAUCCAGUUGUCAACAAUAUCCGCUUUAUCCACUGGAACAAAAUUACAUGUGACAAUCUUCCUGAAAACUUUAACUGACCCAGAUUUUGUGACCUUGAUUGCUAGAAGAGUCAAUGAGAGAAUAGACACUGUAGGGUGCAUAACUCUUGGUGGUAAAUGCAUCCCUUUGUUAAAGAAUACAGACAUCUUUGAUGGAACACAAGAAGUUCCAGUGGUAUGCAAGACUUGCUCAGAAAAUGCCACCUGUAUAACUGAUUCUCAGAGCUGGUGGAUAUGUGUGAUUGGAAGUACGACUGUAAUUUCCCCAACAACAACUGUGUCCACAACAACCAAAACAUCAACAGUUGCUGCAGUUUCAAGCACUCUCAGAAUAAUCACAGAGGACAAACAGAUACUCGUGGGGGUAGGGGUAGCAGUACCCCUGGGGGUCCUUUUUAGUACCUUAAUUAUUGUUCUUGGUGUACUCCUCUGCAGGAAGUGGCAUCACUGGAAAAUACAAAGGGAAAGAAUUCAGAACUACACUAUUAGCCCACAGUAUAGGAAUCCUGCAAACAGAGAUAGGGUGGCCUUUCAACAACCUAUAGGACCCAUUAGACCACCUCAUGCACAGAUAAGACCUACUCUACGCAAUGGUAUACCACCCAGCUACCCACAUAUCUAUCCUGUCUUGCACCACCUACAAGACAAUCGUCGAUCUGGACGCACAUUAAGAAAUAAGGACAAUUUUGCAUUACAACGUCCUUUGGUUGAUCAGAGACCCAGUCAAAUAUACAACUGAUUACUCCCAGGACUUGGAAAAAGGGAAAUGGUGAAUGGUGUACAUUUCGAAAUCAGUUCUUCAAGUUUUGAAUGUGCUCCUCAUUUGUGUCCAGGAAUCAAGCAUGAAUCAAAUUAAUCAUGAUUUAUCAUCUGUCAUCAUAUUUCUGUACAACUGUACCAUUCAUACUCAUCAGAGUGUAUAAUUAUAGUUUAGCAUAAAUUGUAAUAUUAUGUACAUACAUGUUGUUUGCAUUUUUAUGUUGUUUAUUUAAUGUCUCAAAUUGCUCAUGUUGAUUUAAGAUGUACUUUUGGGUCAUUUACA
Saccostrea echinata is the source of this 1228-nucleotide messenger RNA. RefSeq lists its product as uncharacterized. The record is from RefSeq and is a predicted model, not a curated record. Lineage: Eukaryota; Metazoa; Mollusca; Bivalvia; Ostreida; Ostreidae. Bases 56 to 925 code for a protein of 289 amino acids. The transcript is spliced from 12 exons.